AUUUUCAGAUUGUUAUAGGACUAAAUCAGUUUAGGCAUCUAAAAUCAUUUUAGGCAAGAGACCAGUUUCCAGUGCUCUUAUAAGAAUAAAAAAUAAGAAGAAGAUACUAUUAUUACAAUGGCCAUAAUAUAUGUUGAUGUUUUUGAGGUCUAGUGAUGCCUGACUAAGCUGGCUGAAGUUUAAGGAAUUAUUUCUGGUGACGUACUUAGUUUUUGGCCGUUACGGUGCUUAUACACGGGGCGAGUAGUCGCGUCGAUUUGUCGAGUCGACUCCAAAUAUUUGUGAUGCUUAACGUCUUCGGAAGUGACUAGAUGGUGCAUUGCACCAAGAACACACGAGUGUGCCCCAUACCGCCUUGGCCGCUGUAGUGUGCACAACUGUUGCUCUCUCUCUUGCUUGUGCCAAGUGACUUAAGUGAUGUGAGUAUGUCUUGUUCAAACGGCUGCUCUAAGAAGAACGUGAAGUGGAGUCCGGACGAUAUUGAAUUGUUUUUGGAGACUUUCCAAAAGUAUGAAUUACUUUGGAAUGUACGUCAUAAGGACUAUUCCAACAAAACUAAGCGAGAGACUAGUCAUGGAAAACUAAAGGAAGACCUUAUUUGUCAAGGUUUGAUCGUUCCUGAUGUUACAUUUUUAAGGGCAAGAAUUAGAAACAUAAGAUCAACCUACAAAGUCGAAUUAACAAAGGUGAUCUCUUCAAAAUCAAGCGGAGCUGGGACGGACGUUUAUACGCCAAAGCUACUGUGGUUCAAAACGGCCGAUUCAUUUCUGAACGACGUAGUUGUCCCGCGAAAAUCUCAGUCUAAUCAGAAAUGCGGCUCUGAAGAAGCUGAUGUCCUAGAAGAUCAACAAGUCGAAGAUGACGAAUGUCUCGAUGAUGAUGAUGAUGAUGAUGAUGAUGAUGGCCUUCCGUUCAAUAUCAGUACAGAAAAUGAAGCAGAAACGUCAGUCCCAAAGCGCCAAUUUGCGACGCCAGCGGCAAAGAAGAGACGAAUCACAAAAUUUUCGAAGAGAGAACAAUCGGCAAGAGUUGAUAGGGCAAUCGACAAAUUACAAAAUAUUGUUUUGCGUGAACAGUCGUUUUCAAACCAAGCAUUGGAUCAAUACGAUGUAUUUACUCGACAUAUUAAUUUUCAAUUGAGGCAACUUCCUUUCAGGAGCUUCAUAAUGUUGCAAGAAAAGAUUCAGAGCCUCAUCACCAAAGAAAUGCUUGCAAACCUGUCACAGUCACCUGUCAUUGUAUCAACAUCAUCACUCGGAAGUACAUCAUCGCACCUGUCAAGUGAAGAGGAAUGCCCUAACAACUAGAAUUCCGAUGUCUUGAGAAUUAAUGAAAGCAUUAACUUUCAGUAGCUUUUCAAGAAUUAAUCAUUGAAUUGAGCUUUUUAGUUAAAGGAAUCGUCCCGUUUGUAUGAAAUUUUGUCUAAAAAAAUAAUAUAAGACAAAAAUUAUUUUUUUUUAAAUAGUAUCUCUCCUUUACCUCAAUGUAAUCAUUUCGUACAGGAUUAUUUGGAGUAUGUUAUAAAUAAAUACAAUCCAUUUGCUUAUAGAUAACAUUGUCGUCGGCGACAGGCCUAUCCAGGCCUAAUCUUCAAUGCCGAAGAUACUAUACUAUUGUAACAGUGAAUCCUUAAUCUUAGAACAUAAUUAUCACAUCAAUUCUUGUCAUUCUUGGAGCUCAUUAUGUCAUUCUUUAUGAUUGUAUACUUAUUCAUUCGUAACCCUUUGAUACAAUUAUAAUUUUAAAGGCGA
Messenger RNA from Hyalella azteca, 1751 nucleotides. RefSeq lists its product as uncharacterized. The record is from RefSeq and is a predicted model, not a curated record. The coding region runs from base 426 to 1307 and encodes 293 amino acids. The transcript has 2 exons. Lineage: Eukaryota; Metazoa; Arthropoda; Malacostraca; Amphipoda; Hyalellidae.